Messenger RNA from Panicum hallii, 1969 nucleotides. RefSeq names its product tryptophan decarboxylase 1-like. The coding region runs from base 196 to 1743 and encodes 515 amino acids. The record is from RefSeq and is a predicted model, not a curated record. The transcript has a single exon. Gene Ontology annotation, molecular function: pyridoxal phosphate binding; carboxy-lyase activity. Lineage: Eukaryota; Viridiplantae; Streptophyta; Magnoliopsida; Poales; Poaceae. Gene Ontology annotation, biological process: amino acid metabolic process.
ACAACACACACCACCCAGCUUCCGACUCGAUCGAUCUCGCAACAUUGGAGCUAGCUUAGCAGCAGCUAACUGCUUCUUCAAUUCUUGCUCACAGCUCGAUCGAGCUCAAGCUUGCUCGCUCUCAUCUGCGAUUUCGAUCACAAUCCAGUUAUCUAGCUAGCUAGGUCACCGACGAUACUCACCCAGUCGAUCGACAUGGGCAGCAUUGACGCCAACCCCGCCGCCUUCGAGGCCUUCGGCGCCACCGGCGUCGACGGCUUCCAGCCGCUCAACGCCGAGGACGUGCGCUCCUACCUCCACAAGUCCGUCGACUUCAUCUACGACUACUACAAGUCCGUGGAAUCCCUGCCCGUGCUCCCGGGCGUCGAGCCGGGGUACCUGCGCCGCCUGCUGCAGUCCGCGCCGCCCACCUCCUCGGCGCCCUUCGACAUCGCCAUGAAGGAGGUCCGCGAGGCCGUGGUCCCGGGGAUGACGCACUGGGCCAGCCCCAACUUCUUCGCCUUCUUCCCCUCCACCAACAGCGCCGCGGCCAUCGCCGGGGAGCUCAUCGCCUCCGCCAUGAACACCGUCGGGUUCACGUGGCAGGCCAACCCGGCCGCCACCGAGAUGGAGGUGCUCGCGCUCGACUGGCUCGCGCAGCUCCUGCGCCUGCCGGCGAGCUUCAUGAACCGCAGCACGGGCGGCGCCGGCCGCGGCACCGGGGGCGGCGUCAUCCUCGGCACCACCAGCGAGGCGAUGCUCGUCACGCUCGUCUCGGCGCGCGACGCCGCACUGCGCCGGAUCGGAUCCGAUGGGGUCGCCGGGAUCACGAGGCUCACCGUGUACGCCGCCGACCAGACGCACUCCACCUUCUUCAAGGCGUGCCGCCUCGCCGGCUUCGACCCGGCCAACAUCAAGUCCAUCCCGACAGGGGCAGACACCGACUACGGUCUCGACCCCGCGAAGCUGCUCGAGAUCAUGCAGGCCGACGUCGACGCCGGCCUCGUGCCAACCUACAUCUGCGCCACGGUCGGCACCACGUCCUCCAACGCCGUGGACCCAGUGGGCGCUGUCGCUGACGUUGCUGCCCGGUUCAAUGCGUGGGUGCACAUCGACGCCGCCUACGCCGGCAGCGCGUGCAUCUGCCCGGAGUUCCGGCACCACCUCGACGGCGUCGAGCGCGUCGACUCCAUCAGCAUGAGCCCUCACAAGUGGCUCAUGACAUGCCUCGACUGCACCUGCCUGUGGGUGCGCGACACGCACCGCCUCACCGGCUCGCUGGAGACCAACCCGGAGUACCUCAAGAACGACGCCAGCGAGUCCGGCACCGUCACCGACCUCAAGGACAUGCAGGUCGGCGUCGGCCGCCGCUUCCGAGGGCUCAAGCUCUGGAUGGUCAUGCGCACCUACGGCUCCGCCAAGCUCCAGGAGCACAUCCGGAGCGACGUCGCCAUGGCCAAGAUGUUCGAGGACGCCGUGCGCGCCGACGACCGGCUCGAGGUCGUGGUGCCGAGGAACUUCGCGCUAGUCUGCUUCAGGAUCAAGCCCCGCGGCAGCAUGACGGAGCAGGACGCCGACGAGGCCAACCGCGAGCUCAUGGAGCGCCUGAACAGGACCGGGAAGGCGUACCUGGCGCACACGGCGAUCGACGGCAAGUUUGUGCUGCGGUUCGCGGUGGGGUCGUCGCUGCAGGAGGAGAGGCACGUCCGGAGUGCAUGGGAGCUCAUCAAGAAGACGACCACCGAGAUCAUCAAGGGAGAGUAGUAGAGAGUAUACUAAUAUUGAUUAAUUAUUUGUUCUUAUAUAUAUGUUGGAUUAAUUUUUGUUGUUGUUAUUAUUAUUCCGAAAGGUGGCGUCGAAUAAAGCUUUUCGCGAUGCAUCUAUGCAAGGAGACGUAGGGUAUAUAUGAACAUGAUGUACGGGUUUUGAAUAUACACCGAGUUGGUUUUUCUUUCUCUUACAUAUAUAUGAUAAUGUUUGAUUGAUGGCU